Molecule: messenger RNA, 1080 nt
Organism: Fraxinus pennsylvanica
Lineage: Eukaryota; Viridiplantae; Streptophyta; Magnoliopsida; Lamiales; Oleaceae
Source: the annotation of a GenBank genome assembly
AUGACGAGCGCUGAGCCACCCAGUUCUGGGCAGCCUUACAGAUCGAAAAUGACUGUUUAUGUUGUAGCAUGUUGGAUAUUUGCUGCCUUCGGGCUUUGUUUGGAGUUGGACUUGGCAAUGAGUCAGUUCCUCUGUUUUUAUCAGAGGUUGCACCAAUGCAACACCGCGGGGCUGUCAAUAUUCUGUAUCAACUCUUUGAGCCUCAUUGAACAUGGAAAAGAGUUUGAAGGGAAAGAAGCACUAAGGAAGAUCCGGGGUGUGGAUGAUGUCGAAUCUGAACUCGAAAUGAUCAAACUGGCAUGUGAGAUAGCAAGGCAAGUCAAGCAUCCUUACAAGAAACUCUUCAAGCGUGUCAGCAUGCCUCCAUUGAUCAUUGGUAUCUCGGUGCAAGUUUUUCAGCAGUUCCCAGGAAUUAAUGCCAUCAUGUUUUAUGCACCGGUUCUGUUCCAAACGGUUGGAUUUAAGAGCGAUGGUUCUCUGCUGUCUGCCAUUAUCACGGGAGUUGUAAAUGUCUUGAGCACUAUUGUCUCAAUCGUUGUUGUUGAUAGGGUUGGGAGGAGGAAAUUGCUUCUUCAAGCUUGUGUGCAAAUGUUCAUAAGCAUGGUGGCAAUUGGAUCAAUUCUGCUUAUUCAUUUGAAGCCUACUGGUUCACUUGAUAAAGGACUUGCUGCAGUUGUGGUGGUUCUUGUGUGUUUAUUUGUUAUGUCUUUCGCAUGGUCAUGGGGUCCAAUGGGUGGAGUGACUUCAAUGGAUGACUUCUUGAAGAAGUUCUUUCCAGUUAUUUAUGAGAGGAAAUUGCAUGCCAAGGAAAACAAUUAUUGCAAAUAUGAUGAUCAAUUGCUUCAACUUUUCACAUCUUCUUUGUACCUUGCUGCGCUUGUUGCAAGCUUUGGAGCUUCAAAGGCCUGCAACGUGCUUGGUAGGAAACCUACAAUUGGUUUGGCAUCGAUACUUUUCAUUCUUGGAGCUAUAGUAAGUGGAAUAGCUCCAAACAAAGCCCUGUUAAUCAUUGGAAGAAUUCUUUUUGGAAUUGGAGUUGGAUUUGGCAAUGAGGUCCUGCUCCAAGUUGUUUACGAAUAG